This is a messenger RNA of Dunckerocampus dactyliophorus (ringed pipefish), 4137 nucleotides long. Its product is annotated as anoctamin-9. The coding region runs from base 343 to 2685 and encodes 780 amino acids. Gene Ontology annotation, molecular function: chloride channel activity; protein dimerization activity. Gene Ontology annotation, cellular component: plasma membrane. The record is from RefSeq and is a predicted model, not a curated record. Lineage: Eukaryota; Metazoa; Chordata; Actinopteri; Syngnathiformes; Syngnathidae. The transcript has 24 exons. Gene Ontology annotation, biological process: chloride transmembrane transport.
AGGCAAUACAAAAUUCCAUUCCAUCGCACCUGAGAGGGCUUCAUCGACACCAGCCUUCACUUUGAUGAGAUAAUUCUCCACACUGCUUGUUUUGAACGCUUUUUACAUAUCGUAACGAAGCCAGAAAGGUGAGGGAUUGCGGGAGUAGCAACAGGUAGAGUCGCUCCUACAUUCCUUGGAACAACAACGACGCGUUAGUUCUAAGGAAGGACUACGGAAGUUACCUGCCUGAUCAAAGGAACUCGUAGGCCCCAAGAGGACGGCAGGGACUUGUUAUUUUUUUACGUUUUUUAUUUUUCAUUUUUUGUUUUACAUUCAAUUGUUAUCCAGUGCGUGCUAAUCAUGUCUGGUCACAGGAGACAGCCCAGCAUAGAGCUACUGGAAUUAAUGGGAGUAGUUAGAGAGAAUGGCAAUGAACAGAUGUCACUUCCUCCCGUGAAACAGAAUACGCCGCUCUCAUACGACUACGUCCUGGUGGCGAAAACGAGAGAGCACCAUGAUCGAGAGGCCAUCAAGAAGCAAAACGAAUUCAUUGAAGAACUGAAAAAGAAGAAUUUUAAAGUCACAAAAAUCAUAGACGAUGACCUGGUCUUCUUUGGCAUGCAAGCUCCGAAAGAGAUUUUUGAGAAGUACAGAUAUCUGCUGAAAGUUUCUGAUGCCUGCAAUUGGAGCUCAGACCAGAACUACGUGCCUCUCAGCACCAGGAUAAGGGUUGUACACUUCAUCUUGAAUCACACCCCCAUUAACUCAGGAGAGGCUCUCCGAGACCUCAUGAAGAUGAAGGUUUUUGAGGCGAAGUUCUGCCUACAUGAGAAAAAGAAACAGCGAGAGCUGACAGAGAGCUGGGCUCGAUGGACUGCUUGUUUCCAAGGGCAACCCAUAACUGCUGUCAGGAACUACUUUGGGGAGAAGGUGGCCUUGUACUACCUGUGGCUGGGCUGGUACACAUACCUGCUCAUCCCUCCCGCUCUCAUCGGGGUCAUUGUCUUCCUCUAUGGCCUCGCCUUCUUCAACACGUCGCCCCUCAUAAAGGAGGUCUGUGAGGCUGACACAGUCAUGUGCCCACUUUGUGACAAGAGAUGCAAAGUGUGGCUGCUCUCAGACACAUGCACCUAUGCCAAGGUGAGCCUACUGUUUGACAAUAAUGGCACCGUUCUCUUUGCCAUGUUCAUGGCAGUGUGGGCCACACUGUUUUUGGAGUUCUGGAAAAGACAUCGAACAUCCUAUGUGUGUGAAUGGAAGGUGUCUGAUUGGUGUGAGGAGGAGGAGGAACUAAUCUUGGAGAUUGUCAACAACGUUAACUGUGAACCCAAAAAGUACAAGCACUCCUAUCUGCGCAGCACACUGGUUUUGAUCUGUGUCACAAUCAUGAUACUGGUGAUCAUCGGUCUGACACACGCACUGGUGGUGUUCAGGGUGAUUGCAGCAGUGCUAUUGGCUGAGGGAUCAUGGGAGUUCCUGAGUACGCACUCCAACAGUGGAGCCAUGAUGCUGGGCGCUGUCCUCCAUUACCUGAUCAUCACCGUUAUGACACGGGUCAACAGGAUUGUGGCCAUGAAACUUUGCGAAAUAGAGAAAACCAGAUCAUUUGCUGCAACGGAGAAGAGUUUCACAGUCAAGAUGUUCACCUUUCAGUUCUUCACAUAUUUUUCCUCACUCUUCUAUGUAGCCUUCUUCCUCGGCAGGAUAAAUGGUCAUCCUGGUGGUUAUGUGCGCAUUGCAAGUAAAUGGAGGUUAGAAGAGUGUCACCCCAGUGGAUGUCUCACAGACCUCUUUAUCCAAAUGGCCAUCAUAAUGGUACUCAAACAAACCAUCAGCAAUGUCUUUGAGUUCACCGGCCCGUGGUUUGGCAAGUGGUUGAAGAGGAAACGAACUCACAAGCUUCGGAGGAAAUGUGCCUACUGCUACCUAAAAGACGACUCUACACACGGCGAGCUGUGCGAGAACUGCAAGUUGCGAGAUUGGCUCAGUAACUACCGCCUCAACGAUGUGGACUCUUUCAGCCUCUUCAAAGAGUUCCUGGAGAUGGUUAUUCAGUUCAGCUUCACCACCAUAUUUGUGGCAGCGUUUCCACUUGCUCCUCUGCUGGCCCUCAUCAAUAACGUCAUUGAGAUUCGCUUGGAUGCCAUUAAGAUGGUCACCUUGGAACGCAGACUGAUUCCCAAGAAGACAAAUGAUAUCGGUGUGUGGAUCAAUUUGCUGGAGGCUAUCGGAGUCUUAGCUGUGAUUGCAAACGGCCUGGUCAUCGGUGUUUCUUCAGACUUCAUCCCCCGAUUGGUAUAUCGUUACCUUUACGGCCCGUGUUCCAACGGCACGACGGCAGAUAUUGAUUGCAUGGUCGGCUACAUAAACAACUCUCUAUCCAUUGCAACGAUGGAUAAACCAGAAAUCCGCAGGGAGUUUUCAUCUGAUCAGAUGGUCACUCCUAAUGGAUUGAAUGUCUCCUACUGCAGCUACAAAGACUACAGGGACAAUGUGGACUACAACCUUACUCCACAGUUCUGGCUUAUUUUAGCUGUGCGCUUUGCAUUUGUCAUCCUGUUUGAGCACAUUGUGGUCAUAUGCAAAUUUAUCGCAGCCUGGUUCGUCCCAGCAGCCCCCAUGGGGGUCAAAAAUGACAGACUCUUUGAUAAGCUCAAAAGACUAAAAGAAGAGCUCAGGUCGUUUGAUGAGAGCCAGCGCUGACACUAAUGGAGUGAAUUUUCCCACAAUGGAAUGUGAACCCAGUGUUGCCUUGCGCAUUCAAGUGUCCCAUUGAUCACAGUGUUGAGUCAACUUCCAAGCCAUAAAUCACCUUGAAGUGUUCAGAUAGAGGCCUCCGACUCUUUGACUUUUAUCAUUAUUGUGAAUACAGUCAUAUGAAUAUAUAUGAAGAAUGUAUUCUUCGACAAAACAACUGUGCAUUCAUUCAUUUUGCCGUUGUGUUUCAUGAGAUUGUUUGUGUUCUAUUCUAAGAAUGCACUCCAUUUUCUGAUUGAUCUCAAUAUUUGUGACUUUUGUCGUACUAGCCUUAUGGUAAUUUAUACUGCUGGUGCACAUUUGCUACUGAUUGUUUUACAAUGUUGCCUUAUAUUGUGAAGUGGUUAUUGCCAUUACUGCAGCAAGACUGACAGAAGGCAGAAAAGCAUUUUACAUUUGAUGUUUUAUAUUGAUAAAGAGAGGAGUGUCACAUCCUCACGGAAUGUCUUUAUAUUUAAAGUUGUCUUUGAAUGUGACCAUUAAAACAUGUUCAGAAUGUAUGCCAAAUUUCACAAUUUUGACUACAAACAAUUGCAUGAACUGUAAGUCUACUUUUGUCUGAGCUUUUUUCCCCCAAUCUGUUAUUGUUUAUCAGUGUUAUUUGAUUGAAUUAUCAUACUGGCGCUACCAUUCAGGUCAUCUAUAAUAGUGAGCUCUUCUCACUCUUGCUUAAUUAAUCAGCUUUGUAUUUGUCUAGAAUAUUCUAAUCAUUAAUCUAAUUCAACAGCAUGUGAGCUUUCCCACAAGGGAAAAUAACAUCCUGGACCAAGUCUACUGCAACAUGAAAGGUGCUUUGAAGGCUGUUCCAAGACCCCACUUUGGAAAGGCUGACCACAUCUCUAUAUUCCUUUAUCCAACAUACAGACAACUUCUUAAAAAAGCUCCCCCUGUACGUACAGCAGUUAAAGUAUGGAAUGAAGAAACUGAUCAAGUACUCCAGGACUGCUUUGGCUGCACAAACUGGGAUGUGUUUAAAACUGCAGCGGGGAGGGAAGAUUGUACUGUUGAUUUGGAUGAAUAUGCUUCUGCUGUUACUGGCUACAUUAGCACAUGUAUAGAGACUGUUACCACCACCAAGUAUUACAGAAAAUACCCUAACCAAAAACAGUGGAUGAACUGUGAUGUAAGGGCUAAGCUACGUGCUCGUUCGACUGCAUUUGUCAUGGGCACCGCUGAUGACUACAAAAAGGCCAGAUAUGACCAGAGGAGGUCCAUACGAGAGGCCAAAAGACAGUACAGACAGAAGCUGGAGGGCUACUAUUCCACCUCAGACCCUCGGCGCAUGUGGGCGGGGCUCCAGCACAUCACAGACUAUCGACAGCAAAGUAGCGUAGCCACGUCCAGCCAAACCACACUUCCUGAUGAGUUGAAUGAGUUCUAUGCCCGCUUUGACACCCA